UAAUAUGAGUGGCUAAUAUUGAUGUGGUUGGCAAUGCUUUCACCAUAAUCAAUGAGAAAAUCUUUGGAUAUGCUAUAACGUUGAAAAUGGGAUACCUCCAAGCUAUCAUAUCCAUAAAUUGGAAGCAUACUUAAGCAUUUCAUGUUUUACUAGCUCUUCCAUUGCAUUUCUUGAUGGGUUCAUUAGGUACCUAUUUGGAGAUGGACACUGAUGGGGGUGCCGAUGGACUCAAAUAUGAGUGCUUGCUCUUUGAUUUGGAUGAUACUUUGUAUCCUAUGAGCUCAGGUCUCAACUUGGCUUGCCGAAAGAACAUAGAAGAGUUCAUGUUGCAUCACUUGCAUAUUGAAGAAAGUGAAGUUCCAAGGAUGUGCCUGGAAUUGUAUAGAGAAUAUGGAACAACAAUGGCUGGUCUGAAGGCUCUUGGUUAUGAAUUUGAUGAUGAUGAGUUCCAUGCUUUUGCUCAUGGAAGAUUGCCUUAUGAAAAACUGAAGCCUGAUGCUGUAUUAAGGAACCUUCUACUUUCCUUGCCACAAAGGAAAAUAAUCUUCACUAACGCUGAUAAGGCACAUGCAGCUGAAGUUCUGAAAAGGUUGGGAUUGGAAGAUUGUUUUGCAGGAAUCAUAUGCUUUGAAACUCUUAAUCCUCCUGUUGGAGCUACUAAUUACACGGAUGCAUUAGAAAAUGAUGCGGUACUUGCAGGAGGUGAACCAAAGCUCAUUGAUCUUGAUGAUGCUGACAAAGAACGUUCCCACCCCAAGCCACAAAUCCUCUGCAAACCCUCUCUGGAGGCUAUUGAAGCCGCCAUCCGAAUUGCAAAUGUUGACCCCAAGAGAACAAUCUUCUUUGAUGACAGUGCUAGGAACAUUGCAAGUGGAAAAGCAGCAGGCCUUCAUACAGUUAUUGUAGGGAGCUCAGUCCUAGUGCCAGGUGCAGACUAUGCUUUGAGCAGCAUCCACAACAUCAAAGAAGCAAUACCCCAAAUAAUAUGGGAGGGCGAAGGAGAGCAACAGGAACAGAUUAUCCAGUCUAGGGCAUUUGAAACUGUUGUCCUUGGUUAGUUUUCUCCUUAGUUCAUACAUACAUACAAAAAUCCAGGUAUCAAGGGGACUUUAAAGUAAAGGCUAAAGGAGGGGGACAAUGGAUGAUGGCUAAAUUCAAAACCAUCAUGUUGAUUUCAUUAUAAAUCAUUAUUAGAAGAGUUAGAAGCUCAUUGUGUCUGAUAUGUUCAUUUACCAAGCUAACCCCAUAGGUGGUGGCACUAAGGACAAGGAAAAUAUGGUUACUAUUAAUCUAGCCAAGCCUUGUUCAGUUUAGAUUGUAACGCAAAAAGUAUUUGCAUUUAUGUUCACAUAGCAGUAGUACAUGCGCUUUUAUCA
Messenger RNA from Hevea brasiliensis (rubber tree), 1376 nucleotides. RefSeq lists its product as uncharacterized. The transcript has 8 exons. NCBI's taxonomy places the organism in Eukaryota, Viridiplantae, Streptophyta, Magnoliopsida, Malpighiales, Euphorbiaceae. The record is from RefSeq and is a predicted model, not a curated record. The coding region runs from base 174 to 1058 and encodes 294 amino acids.